This is a messenger RNA of Colletotrichum orchidophilum, 2100 nucleotides long. Its product is annotated as GDP/GTP exchange factor Sec2p. Gene Ontology annotation, cellular component: cell tip; Golgi to plasma membrane transport vesicle. Lineage: Eukaryota; Fungi; Ascomycota; Sordariomycetes; Glomerellales; Glomerellaceae. Gene Ontology annotation, biological process: exocytosis. Gene Ontology annotation, molecular function: guanyl-nucleotide exchange factor activity. The transcript has a single exon. Bases 1 to 2100 code for a protein of 699 amino acids. The record is from RefSeq and is a predicted model, not a curated record.
AUGGCUGUAACUAAUCUCGUGUGGCACAGCUUUAUCGCCGUGGCCGGCUGGGCACAGCAUACCAGUCCUCAACCCGGUGGCAGACCUUUUGGUCAUUUCCGAUCUCUCUCUUCAAUAGCUCGAUCUCCGUCACCAAGUCCUAGGGCCACGAAAACGUCGAGUAAAGCACCUUCCGUUGUUGACAUGCCCAUCAUGUCUUCCUCAGUCGCGUCAUCGCCAUCACUACGGCCCACGACAACAUUAACACGUCUGGACGAUGACGGCGAACUUAGCACCCUACCCGAUCCGCGCAGCCGGGCUAUGAGUCCCGCAAGCGAAGCUGAUACUCCUCAGCAUCCUGAACUGAAUGACGAAGUCGCAACUCUGAGCGCCAAAUUAAUCAACGCCAUCAACCAUCAAACAACCCUCGACGACACAUUAUCUGCCACGAGGCAAGAGCUGGAAAGAGCACGCGAGAAGAUUAAGCAUUUGGAAGAACAGAAUGAAUCACAAAGAGAAAUGCUUGCGGGCGAUAUUUGGAUUCGUCGCAAGACCGCCGAGGAAGAAAAGAAGAUCAUCAUGCUCCGUGUUACGCAAGAGAAGAAAUUGCGGGAGGAUGCCGAGAAGGAGCAGAAGAGGAUCGAACAAGAGCUAGAGAGCUUAUCCACGGCUUUGUUUGAGGAGGCCAACAACAUGGUCAUUUCCGCUAAAGAGGAGGCAAGGCUAGAGCAGGAGGCCAUUCAAAGAAAGAACGACAAUCUGAGGUCCCAGCUUGGCGAUAUGGAGGCCUUGCUGACCUCUCAGCAACAGCAACUAGCAGAUCUUAAACACGUUAUGGAGCUCAUGGCGCUUGAAAGAGACGACGCUACGACCGGCACUGCUCCUUCGUCUCCAGGCUUCAGUAAGCCCGACACAAUGAAGGACGACGAACGCUCAGAAGGCCUAGUCUCUUCGCCUCUGAUGGACCCGACUUCGCCGACGUAUCCUACUAGCUUGACGCAUCUCAUUCAGCCAGUCCUGAGGACUGACCUGGGAGCAUACGAGGACUUCCUCAGCCUUACGAAGCUGUCUCGAAAUCGUGCUGGAAGCCGUGUUUCGUCUGGCUCGUUCAACGGUCUAAGUGGGUUGGGCCUUGGCAUGGGCGGCAGCACUUCGAGCGCUCACCCUUCCAAUGCCUCAACUGCGUCUCUGUCUACGACGGGAACCCCGGCGACGUCAUCACCGCAGACGCCGAACACCCCGGCCUCCGUGUCGAGCGCGGCCUCAGCUAACUUGGGCCCACCCCCGCCGGCUCUCAAGGAAACCAAGUUUUUCAAGCGUGUCCUGGCUGAGGAUGUCGAGCCGACACUCCGACUGGACAUUGCCCCGGGCCUGUCCUGGCUUGCGCGUCGCAGCGUUUUGAAUGCCAUGAGUGAUGGCUCAAUCGUGGUGGAGCCAAUUCCUGCCAAUGCGCCCUUUGCGUCACUUGUCAAGCCGCAGUUCUACCCCUGCUCCUUGUGUGGCGACUCGCGCAAGGAUGAGGAGCACCUGCGAACAUACCGUUUCCGAACCAGCGAGUCUGAAUCAGCUCAGCGAUACCCCCUUUGCAAAUAUUGUCUGGGUCGUGUAAGAUCCACCUGCGAUUUCCUCAACUUUUUGCGCAUCGUCAAAGACGGUCAUUGGCGAGCGGAGGAUGAAGACGCGGAAAAGGCUGCAUGGGAAGAAAGUGUCCGCCUGCGAGAACAGAUGUUCUGGUCCCGAAUUGGCGGUGGCGUCGUCCCGGCCAGCCAUAGCCAUCAUUCGGUACCCCUAGAUAAGAGCCCUCGAAUUAGCCAUGAAAGCGAGUCUAGAGACACGGAACCAGAGGUGGCAGUGACAGCUGCGGAAAACAUUAGCAACGAUACUACCCCCUUCGCCACUCCUCUCGAGGAGACAGCUAGCCAGCUGGAUGCGGAAGAGUCAUCGGCGAGACCAGAGACGCCCUGCCCGAGUAACCGAAACUCAGCACUGUCCUCAUCACCGGAGAAGAGCUCCGCUGUAGAGCUGGACGGAGAAAAACGACUGUCCAUCAAUAUUCCCAACAAAGAGGAGCAACAGAUUGUGGUUGUGGCAACCGAGGAAAAGGGCGAAACCCCAGCAUAA